Racocetra fulgida is the source of this 639-nucleotide messenger RNA. The record is from the annotation of a GenBank genome assembly. Lineage: Eukaryota; Fungi; Glomeromycota; Glomeromycetes; Diversisporales; Gigasporaceae.
AUGUAUUUAAAAGAAACUAUUAGUGGUCAUGAUUAUAGUAUUUUGCAUGCUGCUGAGAAUGAUGAUGGAAUUAAACUUUUACAAAUAAGAAAUCCUUGGGGAACAGCUGAAUGGAAUGGUGCUUGGAGUGAUGGAAGUAAAGAAUGGACUCCUGAACGUAUGAUUCAAUUAAGCCACAGAUUCAGUGAUGAUGGUACUUUCUGGAUGUGUUAUGACGAUUUUCUUAAUUAUUGGGAUAUGAUUUAUAAAUGUAGAUUAUUUGAUUCAAGUUGGACUGUUUACAUGACUUGGAUUAAUUAUAAUGUUGUACCAAGGUUUAAAGGAAAGUUUAAACUAAGUUUACCUAAAGAAUGUUAUCAAUUAAGUUUCUGUGCAUUCAAAGAAGGUGAAACUUCUUCUUACCUAGCCCUUAAACUUCCAGCUGGUGAUUAUGGAAUUAUUCCACAUGAAAAUCAAGAACCAAAGCAAGAAAAAGAAAAUGAGGCUAAAAAAUAUGAAUGGGAAUUGAAACUGGGAUUAAGAGUUUAUAGUAAAUGUGCAGGAAUUAAAUUGGAAGGACUUCCAGGUGAAUUCCCCAAAAAGAAAGAUAAAAAAGAAGAAAAGGCUGAAGAAAAAGGUCCUGAGGAAAAAGGAAGAUGA